Molecule: messenger RNA, 1396 nt
Organism: Mustela lutreola (European mink)
Lineage: Eukaryota; Metazoa; Chordata; Mammalia; Carnivora; Mustelidae
Gene: EXOSC6
Product: exosome component 6
Exons: 1
Coding region: 117-935 (272 amino acids)
Biological process (GO): rRNA catabolic process; nuclear mRNA surveillance; poly(A)-dependent snoRNA 3'-end processing
Cellular component (GO): cytoplasmic exosome (RNase complex); nuclear exosome (RNase complex); nucleolus
Source: RefSeq, a predicted model, not a curated record
GCCGCACGCCGCUAUCCCGACAGCCCUCGCGCGGGCGCGCGGCUUUAAGCGGGCGGAAGAACCCGCGUGCGAGGCCGGGACGGCGGGCGGAAGCGGCUCGCACGGUAGGCGCAGCCAUGCCCGGGGACCACCGCCGCAUCCGCGGGCCCGAGGAGUCGCAGCCGCCGCAGCUGUACGCGGCCGACGAGGAUGAGGCGCCCGCCGCCCGCGACCCGACGCGGCUGCGGCCCGUGUACGCGCGCGCCGGGCUGCUGAGCCAGGCCAAGGGCUCGGCCUACCUGGAGGCGGGAGGCACCAAGGUGCUGUGCGCCGUGUCCGGCCCGCGCCAGGCCGAGGGCAGCGAGCGCGGCGGCGGCCCGGCCGGAGCGGGCGGCGAGGCCCCGGCCGCCCUGCGCGGCCGCCUGCUCUGCGAUUUCCGCCGCGCGCCCUUCGCGGGCCGCCGGCGCCGCGCGCCCCCGGGCGGCGGGGAGGAGCGCGAGCUGGCGCUGGCCCUGCAGGAGGCGCUGGAGCCGGCGGUGCGCCUGGGCCGCUACCCGCGCGCGCAGCUCGAGGUGUCGGCGCUGCUGCUCGAGGACGGCGGCUCGGCGCUGGCCGCCGCGCUCACCGCCGCCGCGCUCGCCCUGGCCGACGCGGGCGUCGAGAUGUACGACCUGGUGGUGGGCUGCGGCCUGAGCCGCACGCCGGAGCCGGCGCCCACCUGGCUGCUGGAUCCCACGCGACUCGAGGAGGAGCACGCCGCCGCCGGCCUCACCGUGGCGCUCAUGCCGGUGCUCAACCAGGUGGCCGGGCUGCUGGGCAGCGGGGAGGGCGGCCCAACCGAGAGCUGGGCCGAGGCAGUGCGUCUGGGCCUGGAGGGCUGCCAGCGCCUCUACCCCGUCUUGCAGCAGUGCUUGGUGCGGGCUGCGCGCCGGAGGGGCGCCGCCGCGCCGUCCUGAACCAGAAGCCCGAGCCACGACGGACGGCGAGGACCUAGCUGCCGCCGCCCUCCGAAGGACCCGUGCCCUCAGCUUCCAGACUGAGCGGAGCUGAGAAUUCGGAGGGCCAGGGCGGGUCUGAGGCGGCGUGCACAGAACCGAUGCCCUGGACAGCCGUGUUGGAACGGAUUUCUUACACACUGCCAUUAAAGAAACUUUUCUGCUUGAGCUGGUGCUUCCCAGCUACGACCCAGUUGAAGACACUUGCUAAUGCGGCCUGACUCCCGAGUUGGAAAGGACUUUUCAGGCGGACUUGCCUGGAAAACUGGCCUUGGAGCUUUUGUCUUGUAAGGGAUGGACCCUAUGCAGGCCAGCUGGUGACUCCCUUCUGUAGAACUGGUCUGCUCUUGAGAGAAUGGACAAGAGGGCUGGGCCUUCUCAUUUAUAUUUGAGCUAAAACAAACUCCUUUGUAUCUGGAAAA